Molecule: messenger RNA, 753 nt
Organism: Perognathus longimembris pacificus (Pacific pocket mouse)
Lineage: Eukaryota; Metazoa; Chordata; Mammalia; Rodentia; Heteromyidae
Gene: Fgf22
Product: fibroblast growth factor 22
Exons: 3
Coding region: 1-513 (170 amino acids)
Biological process (GO): regulation of cell migration; positive regulation of cell population proliferation; positive regulation of gene expression
Cellular component (GO): cytoplasm
Molecular function (GO): fibroblast growth factor receptor binding; growth factor activity
Source: RefSeq, a predicted model, not a curated record
AUGCGCCACCGCCUCUGGCUGGGCCUCGCCUGGCUGCUGCUGGCGCGGGCGCCCGGCGCCGCGGGGAACCCCAACACACAGAGAAGACCACGCAGCUACCCGCACCUGGAGGGCGACGUGCGCUGGCGGCGCCUCUUCUCCUCCACCCACUUCUUCCUGCGCGUGGACCCCAGCGGCCAGGUGCAGGGCACCCGCUGGAGCCACGACCAGGACAGUGUCAUUGAGAUCCGCUCUGUGCUCGUGGGCACUGUGGUCAUCAAGGCGGUGUACUCCGGCUUCUACGUGGCCAUGAACCGCUGGGGCCGCCUCUAUGGCUCGCGGGUCUACACUGUGGACUGCAGGUUCCGGGAGCGCAUCGAGGAGAACGGCUACAACACUUACGCCUCACUCCGCUGGCGCCACCGCGGCCGGCCCAUGUUCCUGGCGCUGGAUGGCAGGGGGUCACCCCGGAGAGGCAGCCGAACACGGCGGCACCACCUGUCCACCCACUUCCUGCCUGUGCUGCUCUCCUGAGAUCCCUUGAGCUCUGAGGGGGCCGUGGACAGACCUGGGAGGAGUGGGCAGGGCAGUGUCCGGGAGUCAGGCAGAGGCUGAGGGUGGUGGGGACCCAGCCUUCAGUUCAUUCUGGUCAUAAGCUUUAAUGGGGCACCUACUGAUGCCAGGCACUGGAGACUCAGUGGGGUCCCGCACAGGUGAGGCUGGCCCUCAGGGAACCCCCGUUCUGGAGGUAGAAUGCAGCCAGGGGGCACUUUC